UAUUAGUCUCUCAUCUCUCUUCUUUAGAUCUUACUGUAAUUUGCUUUUUCUAUUUUUCUUUUUCUUUUGUCCCAUUUAUAUAAAAUCCACCGCUCCAGCUUAACGUUCGCGUCUUCUUCGCCAUCUCUCUAAGUCGAACUCGCUCUGAUCGACUGAGCCAACUCGCCCGGAGGAUCAGUUAUGUGAUGAUCGUUCCCUCUGCAUUGUUGUCAUGGCUAGCUAGCUCACGACGUUGAGUAACUCUGUUUUUUUUUUCUUCUUUUCUCCGGCGAUCAAUCCCUAUAAUAAUACUCUGGAGGCGGAGAUGUUUAAGUCAGCGAGAUGGAGAAACGAGAAGAACAGGAUCAAAGUUGUUUUCAGAUUGAAGUUUCAUUCGACUCAGGCGUCACAGUUCAAUACAGAGGGAUUGGUACUGUCUCUAGUUCCGGGAGAUAUUGGUAAACCGACGGCGAGAUCAGAGAAAGCUAUAGUGAAAGAUGGACAUUGCAGGUGGGAAAUCCCGGUUUACGAGACUGUGAAGUUUCUCAAAGAUGCUAAAACUGGGAAAGUUAAUCAGAGAAUCUAUCAUCUCAUUGUAUCAUCAACUACGCCGGGAUCUACAAGAGGUGGUUUGGUUGGAGAAACGUCAAUUGAUUUUGCUGAUUAUGUUGAUGCGACUAAGACUUGCAAUGUUUCUCUACCAUUACAGAACUCGAACUCUAAAAAAGCUUUGUUGCAUGUAUCUAUACAAAGGCAAUUAGAAUUUGAUGAUCCUCAAAGAGAUGUGGAUGAAUGUGAGACUCUAGGGAAAAUGUCACAGGGUCAAGAUUUGAAGUCACAUUUGAGCAUUGGUGAUGGAGAUGAAACUCGUAAAAGCGAUUCACAUGAGGAAGGUACUUUUGGUAAAGCUGCUCGGUUUGCGGAACUGAGACGAAGAGCAUCGAUUGAAUCCGAUAGUACAAUGUCAAGCACUGGAAGUGUCAUUGAGCCAAAUACUCCUGAAGAAGUUGCUAAGCCUUUGAGACAUCCCACUAAGCAUCUACUUCAUUCAGCUAAAAAUCUGUUUGAAGAGCCUCGUGUAUCAGAAUCCGAGUGGUCAGGAAGUUCUGAUCAUGGUGGUAUCAGCACUGAUGACUCUACCAAUAGUUCGAAUGAUACAACCGCGAGGGACACCACGAGAAACUCUUCGGAUGAGGACGAGGUAGAGAAGCUUAAAACCGAGGUUGCUGGUUUGACGAGGCAAGCAGAUCUUUCUGAGAUGGAACUGCAAAGCCUGAGGAAACAAAUUGUUAAAGAGACUAAAAGAAGUCAAGAUCUCCUCAGGGAAGUGAAUAGCUUGAAGCAGGAGAGAGAUACGUUAAAACAAGAUUGCGAGAGACAUAAAGUAUCUGACAAGCAUCAAGGAGAGAGUAAAAUGAGGAACAGGUUGCAGUUUGAAGGAAGAGAUCCAUGGAUUCUUUUGGAGGAAACGAGAGAGGAACUUGACUAUGAGAAAGAUCGAAUUUUCAAUCUUAGGUUACAGCUCCAGAAGACACAAGAAUCAAACUCAGAGUUGAUUCUUGCUGUUCAAGAUCUUGAAGAAAUGCUUGAGGAGAAGAGUAAGGAAGGAGCUGAGCUUCCUUCCAAAUCAAGAACCUCUGAUGAGAUUCAAGAAUCAAUGAGAAGUGAGACAGAUGAAGAUGAGGAUGGAAAGGCACUUGAGGACCUCCUGAAGAAACAUGUGGAUGCGAAAGAUACACACGUAUUGGAGCAGAAGAUCACUGAUCUGUAUAAUGAGAUUGAGAUCUAUAAACGUGAUAAAGAUGAGCUUGAGAUACAGAUGGAACAACUUGCUUUGGACUAUGAGAUACUGAAACAGGAAAAUCAUGAUAUCUCAUACAAGCUAGAGCAGAGCCAACUGCAAGAACAGUUGAAGAUGCAAUACCAAUGUUCAUCUUCACUAGUGGAUGUGACAGAGCUUGAAAGCCAAGUAGAGAGUCUUGAAACUGAGCUGAAGAAACAAUCCGAAGAGUUUUCGGAGUCUUUGUGCCGGAUUAAAGAACUUGAAGCACAAAUGAAGACUUUGGAAGAAGAAAUGGAGAAACAGGCUCAGGUGUUUGAGGCAGACAUCGAUGCUGUUACGCGAGGUAAAGUGGAGCAAGAGCAAAGAGCUAUCCAGGCCGAAGAAACUCUAAGGAAGACGAGGUGGAAAAAUGCUAGUGUUGCUGGAAAACUUCAGGAUGAAUUCAAGAGACUCUCUGAGCAGAUGGAUUCAAUGUUUACAUCAAAUGAGAAAAUGGCUAUGAAGGCGAUGACAGAAGCUAAUGAGUUACGAAUGCAGAAACGUCAACUAGAAGAAAUGAUCAAGAACGCUAAUGAUGAGCUCCGAGCAAACCAAGCUGAGUAUGAGGCAAAGAUCCAUGAGCUUUCUGAAAAGCUGAGUUUCAAAACUAGUCAGAUGGAGGAAAUGUUAGAGAGUCUUGAUGAGAAGUCCAAUGUUAUAGAGAAACAGAAGAGGCAUGAAGAGGAUGUUACUGCAAAUUUAAACCAAGAGAUCACAAUGCUGAAGGAGGAGGUUGAGAAACUGAAGAAGGACAAAGAUAGCCUCGUGUUACAGGCAGAGCACCUGAGAGAUGAACUGGAAAAGACGAGUGAAUCGGUUAUGGAAGCUGAGGCUUCUGUACAGAGAGAGAAAAUGAAGAAGGUUGAAGUAGAGAGCAAGAUCUCACUAAUGAGGAAAGAGUCAGAGUCUCUAGCAGAUGAGUUGAAAGCGGUGAAGCUUGUCAAAGAUGAAAAGGAGACAUCAAUUUCACUCUUAAAAACAGAGCUAGAAACCGUGAGAGCUCAGUGCAAUGAUCUAAAACAUUCUUUAUCAGAGAAUGACGUGGAGAUGGAGAAGCACAAGAAGCAAGUGGCACAAGUGAAAACUGAGUUGAAGAAGAAAGAAGAAGCAAUGGCUAAUCUCGAGAAGAAGCUGAAAGAAAGCAGAACCGCGAUUAAUAACUUAACGAAGACCGCGCAGAGAAGCACCAACAACAACAAAGGAAGUCCUGUAGGAUCUACUAAAGAAGUUGCGGUUAUGAAAGAUAAAAUAAAACUUCUCGAGGGCCAAAUCAAACUGAAGGAAACUGCUCUUGAAUCUUCAUCAAAUAUGUUCAUCGAAAAGGAAAAGAGUCUGAAGAACAGAAUCGAGGAACUGGAAACUAAGCUUGAUCAAAGGAGCCAAGAGAUGAGUGACAAGGAGCCCUUAAAUGGGCAAGAAAUCGAAGAUAUCCGAGUUCUUGUAGCGGAAAUAGAGUCUUUGCGAGAGAGUAAUGGAUCGAUGGAGAUGGAGCUGAAGGACAUGCGAGAGAGAUACUCAGAGAUAAGUCUAAGAUUUGCUGAAGUCGAAGGUGAGAGACAACAGCUUGUAAUGACAGUACGUAAUCUUAAAAAUGCUAAGAGGAGCUAAACCGGUUUAAAAUCAGAAACCGGUUCUCAUAUAUUUGAUGAUUUCACAAUCAGUUACAUAAUUUGUUUUUGUAGUAUAAACUUUGAAAAAAAAAAAAAAAACUUAAGAUGUAAAUUACUUUGUUUUUUCAAGUAACCUGCAUACUUUGUUUGCUGCUUGACUUCA
Camelina sativa (false flax) is the source of this 3574-nucleotide messenger RNA. Lineage: Eukaryota; Viridiplantae; Streptophyta; Magnoliopsida; Brassicales; Brassicaceae. The record is from RefSeq and is a predicted model, not a curated record.